This is a messenger RNA of Nilaparvata lugens (brown planthopper), 3606 nucleotides long. RefSeq names its product peroxisomal membrane protein 11C. Bases 496 to 1188 code for a protein of 230 amino acids. Lineage: Eukaryota; Metazoa; Arthropoda; Insecta; Hemiptera; Delphacidae. The record is from RefSeq and is a predicted model, not a curated record. Gene Ontology annotation, cellular component: peroxisomal membrane. Gene Ontology annotation, biological process: peroxisome fission. The transcript is spliced from 4 exons.
GCUGAUAACUUGAUGACAUUUUAUUUUUGCUUCUGCCUUAUCGAAACGGAAAAGUAGGGUUAUGUUUUGAAGAUCCAACUAUCCAAGAUAGGAAACACUUGACUUGAGAAGCUACUAAUAUUUUUAUUCUGUAUGUUUGCGGCAUUUAAAAAGAUUUGUGAUAUCUGUGAUAAGAAUAUUGUUGUUAUAAAAAAUAGUGAAAUACAUCGUUUAAUAUAGUUUGUUUUUAAAGAUAUACGUUGAAUUGUGAAUGUUAUUAACUGAUAAAGAGUUUGAGCUGUUCAUGAUUUAUAAAUCUACCAACUUCUCUUUUCUUGAAGCUAGAAUAAAUAUAAUCUAUCUCACUAAAAUAAUAAUAAUGAGUCAGAAUGUCAGAAAUAAACAAAUAACUAAUAUCUAGCAAAUAAACUUGCUCUGACCGUAACUGCAUAGUCAUGGUUGUUUUGUAGUUGCUUGGAGAAAUUUCUUAUUAAGUGAAUUAUUUUGUCAUACAAUAUGAAUAUAUCUGAAACAGUCACUACAAUUUCAAGCUUACUAGAAAGCUGUAGUGGUCGUGAUCAAAUUUUAAGGCUAAUCUAUUACGGAGCGUUAUGUGUAUCAGACGCAAGGCUUUGUCGCCGCUUCUUAGGAAGUAAAUUGACAGACUUUUGUAAUCAUAUCAAUGAAUGUAGAACGUUUCUUCGUUUGUUUGAUGACAUUCCAAUGUUGAAUUACACACUUUCCUAUGGAUUGGGUGAUGAGGAAGAAGACACUCUGAUGAGCCUAUGUGGCGUGGCUGUGAAUAUCUGUGAUCAACUGUACUACCCUUUCGAACACAUAGCCUGGGCGGCCGACAAAAGACUUCUGUCCAUCAAAAGUGAUCGUUGGUGGACUAUAAGCACAGUGUGCUGGGCAUUCUCCGUCUAUUUCAGCUUUUGCAAGUGCCUUAGAUACUUCAGCAUUUUGGAAAGGAGGAAAGAAAACAAGAGACUAUCUGAUGAAAAUGAUAGGUUGGAGCUGAAACAAAUUGCCAGACUGCAAUUUAAUGAGCUGUUAUCAAUGGUGCAGUGCUUAGCUAACCUCGUUCACGCCGUUCAUUGGCUGCCGAGUGGCGUUCUAUGGGCGGGGCGAUUGAAAGAGUGGCAAAUCGGCGUUCUCGGAACCUUAGCCACUGUUCUAAGUCUCUAUCAGACUAUUUCCAAAAUAUGAUACAGUAAUACCAACAACACGUCGACCAAACGAUAUUAGGUAAUAUUUGAGGAGCGGUUUUGUAUCUUCAAACACGAGUGCCAAGGAAAGUGUUGGUUGGUCAGCCUGGAGGAAGACGUCCUGUAGGGAGACCAAGGGAGCGAUGGGAGGUUAGGGUGCGGAAGGAUGCUAAUUAAAUGUUACACUAUUGAGGGGAUGGAAGAGAGCGGCGUUAGAUAGAGAUGGAUGGAGGCCAGAGCCCGAUUUGAGCUGUAGUGUCAUUGGAGAGAGAGAGAGGGUUUUUGUAUCUUUGUGGCAGAUCAGUGUUUUUUGGAACGUUAGUCACUGCUCUAAGCCUAUUUCAGACUAUUUCUAAGAUAUGAUAUCGAUUAAAGAAUCCGAUAGCAAUUCGAGUACUAAAAACACACUUAAACGAGAUUAGGUAUUAUUUUAUGACCGGUUUUUAUAUUUUUUAUAUGUGGCUUGAGGCAGAUCAGUGUUCUAGAAACGUUAGCUACUGUUCUUAACCUCUAUCAGAUUAUCUUCAAGAUAUCGAUUAAACAAUUUGAAAGGAAUGCUAUAUUUUCUCCAUGGUUCAACUAAAUUAGUUACUGUUAUUGGCUCUCUAUACUGUAAGGCUAGUUACACACAUUUAUACAUUUUUGGAUAUCCGAUUUUUUGCCGUCCUCAAAAAUUCUAUUGGAUUAAACAUAUAAUGUUUUUAAAAUUCCGUUUAAUUUGAAUAUCGGGGACCGAGCUUCGCUCUGAAGUACAAAAGCAUAAAAAAAUUAUCACGAAAGAAGAAUAGUUCAUACAGAAAUGUUCUAUCUAAUCACAGAAAAUAGAGAUUAAUUCCCAGAGGAAUGCAAAAAUUUCCCUCACAGAGGCCCGGUUGCACAAAAGCCGGUUAAAUUUUAAUCCUGAUUAAUUUUACGUGAACCAAAUCAAAGAAGACCAUUUCAAAAAGAUGUAUCUACUGGAAUUAAUCAGGAUUGAAAAUAAUCGGGCUUUUUUUGCAACUGGCACUAAGUAACUGAUUAAAUGAUUACAAAAGUUCAACAGCUGAGUCAUAAUUUUGACACAGUCCCACACUCAUGAACUCGCUCACUCACUUCCAUCAUCAACAGACGACGAAAUAAUUAUUAUCAGCUGUUUUUCCAAGGAUAAAUGAUAAUUAUUCUUUUAAUGUCCUUUAGUGAGUUUUCCCAGGGAUGAGACCUAGUGCAAUCGAAUUUUUAUAUUAUAAACCUACUAUGUUCUGAAUUUCUUGAGAAUCGUUAGAGCCGUUUGUUUUUCGAGAUCCGGUAAUAUACAAACAUAUAAACAUCUAAACAGAAAUUGCUUGUUUAAUAGUAUAGGAUAAAAUUAAAAAAAAAAAAAACAAAAAAUCGAACAUCUAAAGAUUACGACGUGUGUAACUGGCUUAACUGUAGGUUGAACAAGAUAGUAAUGAGAUAAAUAUAAUAAUAUUAUAUUUAUGAUUACUCAAUAAAAUAUUGUUGAACUCCUUAUUCAAGUAGGACAUUAGUUGUCACAAAUGGUGACAAUUUUAAAAUUGUAUAAUCGUUAGAUUAUUGAAAUGUUGUACUUACUGUACUGGUUGAUUGGAAAUUACUUUAAAAUACUUUACUUUAAUAGUAUUACUUUAAUUACACUUUUUUAUAGCUGCUGAAAGUAUUGAAACACAGUAAAAUAUAUAAAGUAUCCUUUUAUUUUAUUACAGCAAGACUAUUUUCAACUCUUCAAUAGCCAUUUUUAAGUGAUUCACACUUCAAAUCUUCAAGAGCCAUUUUUAAGUGAUGUACACUUCAACUCUUCAAUAGCUCUUUUCUAUUAAUUUACACUAUCCAGUGAUUUACACUUGAAAUAUUCUAUUGUCGUCCAAUACUCCACUGAAUAUAGAGUGAUCUAUUUUAGUACCUAUUAUCUGAGCAAUCACCUUUUGUUUGAUUAGAUAAUUUAUAUUUAUCUCUCAAUAUAUUCUCACAUACAACGAUCGGUAAGGUUCAAAAAUAUUUUCAAUUGUUAUGAUAGGUGAUAGGCAGAUUUUUACAAUUUUUCAUGUUUUUACAAAUACACUUGAAUUAGAAAGUUAUAUAAUUGUCAUAGUCUUAUGUCUGUUGUUCAAAAUGUUAAACAAAAAAGAAAACUAUAACACAAAAGAAAACGAUAAUUUACUUAGGCUGAUCAAAACAAAGAGGUAGAGGAUUAUGACUGGUAUUAAUCAAUUACUGGUAUUUAUUAUUGUUUCAAUCAUUUAUACAGUUGUUAGAAUCUUUAUCUUUCGGAAUACUAUACUACUUGAUAGAUUAAGACUUAAUAUAUGUUGUGUGCUGAUUGACACAAUUUUGGUGAUAGAAGCUUGCUCAUUCAUAUAUUAUAGAUUAAAGUUAUAUCACUGUUAAAAUAUUGGUUUUAUUAAAUGUUUGAAAAAUUCAA